GACAUGCUGGUACCUAAACCUUCCACGUGCCUUGAGAUACCUAUCCUGAAUCAUUCACCUUCACAUUUAAUAACCUACCUACCUAACCUACAUAAGGUACCUGUUUACUUUAUUCAUCACAAUUCAAAAAGCCAUCAUCCUUCCGCGCCUCAACCCAAAUUCCAUGAUUUCCCAUGUCAGCGCCAAGUUCCCCUCCUCGAGAGUCUAACGGCGCCUCUCAAGCCGCUGCUGCGCCUGCGCGAGCUUCCUUGACCACCACCUCCAAUCCGGAACUCGACCUUCAGAAGCUUCAAUCGCUUCCCGCCGAGCAGCAGGACCUAUUCCUCCUCAACUUCGUAUCUUCCUUGAGCAGACAUGUUCACAGCUUGACGAACGAUGACUGCACCGCCCAGCAGUUCUACCUCAAGAAGGAGGUCUUCCAGAUAAUCAACCUGUCCGCGCCCUCCCCUAGUCGAGCAAUACGAGUAAAUCUUGGCAAGAUACUUGCCUACUUCCUCGGAAAUGGAGAUAGGAAGCUGCUCUUCGACACUAUAAACGAGCUGGUCUCUAUAAUAUCAUCUGGAAAAUCCAAGACCGAAAGCGAGAUUCGAACGAGGCAUGCCGCUAUUAGUUGCUUAGGCGACGUAUACGCUUCUGCCGGUGACAGCGCUAUCGGCUUGCACCCGCUAGCAUGCGGCGCCCUCGUCAAGCUGCUCAAGUCAUCGCAGGGUCACGCUGGGUUGCGCGCCGCCGUGCUUAUAUCUUUGACCAAGAUUGUAGGCAUGGUGCGAUCGAGCUUGGACGAGAGCAUAGCUAGGGAUAUUUGGAAGCAGGCACGGAAUGCCGCCUCCGGCGAUAAAGGUUCCCUAACCGUCGUGUUCGCCUGCCGUUGUCUUAAGUCGUUGGCUAAAUAUACUUCGUAUUUCGACAAUUCGGGUGAUUUCGAGAACCUCAAGUCCACUCUCUUUAAAACCAUCGACUCUGGUUCCUCGCAUGUAAGACACGCCGCUGCCGACUGUUUAGCUGAGGCCAUGGUGAAGAAUCAUUCCGAAUCUGCGCUGGCGGGGAUACCCAAAAGCAAAAAGUCCAAGUCCAAAGCUAAUAAGAGGUCUUCUGUUCAACCGGGCAUGGGGCUGGAAGAAGACGAAGAUAUUCCGUCGCGGCCAGGUAGCCCGGCGCCCGGAAAGAAAAGCCAGGACCUUGUUCUGUCGUUAAGUGACAUCUUUAAAACCCUCACGACUCACUACGUUCGUCUGUCUACCACCAACAGGGCUAGGGCGGCGAUUGGUGUCUGUUACGGUAGGGUUUUGAAGCGGUUAGGGGAGAAUUUCGUCGAAAAGAACUAUUUAAGAAUCUUGGAGAGUUUAACCAUCGACUUGUUAGGCCAUCAGAACAUAGCCAACAACAGGUAUAGGCUUCUCAUUUCGCGUCGGAUUGUCGAUACAGUUCUCCAAGUCGUUAUAGGUCGCAAGAUACUUGGGGAAUCGGGCCAGACGACCGUGGCCAGAGCGCUCGUUAACGAUGUCCUUAAGAACUAUCCCCAGACGCUUAAAGAACGACCUGAGCCGACGAAGCAUACACUAAUUGCGGCUCUCGGCGCGGUGGCGUCUCUUAUCAAAUCUCUCGGGUCCGCCGCGAACAAUUUCGCAGAACCUUGCCGAGAUGGGCUAUUGCAAGUACUACAGCAUCCUAGUUAUAGCGUUCAGGUGUCCGCUUCGUUCUGCAUGAAAACCUUCGUUCACGCCUGUCCGCAGCAGCUCCUACCGUGCUUGUCUGUUUGUAUGAAUAGUCUUAGCAGGGAGCUAUCUCUACUAGGAGGGGCGAAAAACUCUCCGAGGAGGUGUGUUGGAUUUGCUCACGGAUUGGCUGCAACCCUGAGCGCUAGUCCUUCUCGCCCGCUGCAUGGUUCUCUUGAUAUCAACAAUCGAGUCUAUUCCAUGGCUACCAACCUGCUCAAGUCCAGCGGCCAGUCCGAGCUUCGUGUUUCGAGUACGCAGGUCCAGGUUGCGUGGAUCCUCCUCGGGGGACUCAUGUCGUUAGGUCCCAACUUCGUCAAGAUUCACCUCUCCCAGCUACUUGUUCUCUGGAAGAAUGCCCUACCGAAGCCGUUGGCCAAGGAUAAUUUUGCUCAUCGCAACAUCCUAGAAGUUUCCUACCUCACUCACGUCAAAGAAUGCGCGUUGGGUUCUAUUCUCGCGUUCCUCCAGUUUAACAGCCGCUUGUUAACCGUAGACGUAUCGAAGCGUAUCGCCACGAUGCUUCAAAAUACGAGCGUAUUCCUUAGGAUGCUACCUUCCAAGAAAACCACGGAUGAUAUUUCUCAAAGGCUAACUCCUGCUUUACAACUGCAUGACCUCGACAUGAUGGUCCAGCGGCGGGUUUUACAGUGCUACAUUACGCUAGUAAACCAGAGCCCAGCCGGAGGCAGCGAGGCGCUUAUACAAACCAACCUCCUUACCUUGGCAAUAUCGCUGUUUGCCGAUCCUGAGAACUACGCAGCCAAUACGUUAAGUGCGUCCAUCGCUAACGCCGCAGGAACUUUCGAAACUGUCUGGGAUGUUGGCGAUAAUUCCGGCUACGGCGUCAAUGACCUAGUUCGCGGUUUCAAAAUUAAAAAACUCCCUGGAGAGAAGGAUGAUGCAGCUGAUAAGCCAGAGACGGAUGAGCCCGAUCCGGAUGGAAUCAUUGACGAAAUUCUCCUCUCGCCGAUCUGCUCGUCGCUAGAACACGAUGCUGCCGCGCUCUACGUGGGUGAGUUAAACUCGUCCGCGGAUCUCCCAGCACCCCCGGCCACCGAGGUGGUGAACAUGGCGAUCCAGCUAUUCGCCUUCGUCUUCCCCUUGACACCAGCCAAAGUACAGGAGAGCGUCCUCGAGCAGAUUGCUACGUUUACUUCAGCCGGGUCUUUACAGCGCGAUCUCGGCCGUAAAGCAGCUAUUGAUGUCAACAUUGCUACCGCUCUGUUCCUGACUUUGAAAGUUGCCGUCAAGGAGACUCAGUCGCCGCCCGGAAAUAUUACCAACAUCGCUGUGGAAAAGCUCGUACAAGAAAUGACUAGAGGCUUCGUAGUUGAUCCGGACCAGUACGUACGAAGCCUGGGCUACGGUGCUAUUUCCCGCCUUUGUAAUGCGUGCGGCAACGCGUUCACGAACCACGAGAUCAAGUAUUUAGUCGACACCAUCGUGAGCAACCGCGAACCUAGUGCCCGAGCUGGAUGUGCCAUGGCUCUGGGUUCUAUCCAGUCAAAGGUGGGAGGCAUGGGUGCGGGUUACCAUCUCAAGACGAUCACUGGUAUUCUAAUGUCGCUAUGCAAUGACCCGCAUCCGACUGUGCAUUACUGGGCUCUUGAGGCUCUAGCUGAUGCCGCCGAUGCGACGGGGUUGGGGUUUUCGCCUUAUAUCUCCGGAUCCCUCGGAAUGGUUUCCCAGCUAUAUCUCUCCGAAACUCAUCAUUCCGAAGUGUCUUCUCCUAUUUCUAUGAGUUUGGAAAUGGAGCUAUCGACUACGGCAGCCAUUACGCGUUGCGUCGACUCUCUGAUUAACGUGGUUGGACCCGACUUGCAAGAUUCGACUAAAUCGCGCGAAUUGAUUCUCACGCUCGUCGAUCAGCUACAAAACGAAGAUGAUAUUCUUGUACAGCGCGAGAGCUUAGCAUGUCUGGAGCAUCUUUCCUUAUAUGCCCCUGGACAUAUGGUAUUUAGCGACUACGUCAAGACCUUGCAAAAGUACCUCAACUCCGAAUGUCCCACCCUUCGCGACGUCGCGGUAGACGGUCUCUACAACUUGAUGAAGAGGAAUUCCCUCGACGUGAUAGAGGCCGCCAACCCUGGUUUUGAGGAUCAACUGUGGCUUGUGCUGGAUGUGUCGCCCGACCACGACGGAAUCCGCAACCUCAUCCGAAACUGGCUGCGUCAGACAUCGUUGACAGAAACCGCCGCUUGGCUCGUCCGUUUCCAGAACGUCCUCAAGAUGACCCGACCCAAAGCUGCCGAGGAGACGCGCGACGGCGGCCAGAGACCGACGACGACUAUCGAUCUACAGGAUGAAGAAGUUGCCGGCUUUGCCGCAGCCGCAGGCGCUGCUAAGGAUGAGAAAGAUGCGCCUUCAAAUUCCGAGAUGGAGCCUCUGCGCUGGCAGGUCAGGACGUUCGCAAUAAGUUGUCUCAACGAUAUUUUCGUAAUGAUUGGGAAAGACGUUGCUACCAACGGUGAAUCACCCGCGCAGUCUGCCCUUCAGGCCAGAAUUGCCGACGUCAUCCGCAUGGCUUUCUCGGCUUCGACGUCUAGCGUAUUGGAGCUAAGGAUAUGGGGAUUGAAGAUAAUCGGUGCUGUCUUAAGAAUGUUUGGCAAGACGCCAGACCCUGAUUUCGAGGAGGCGAUGCUUCUCGAGCAAUAUCAGGCGCAAAUCGGUUCGGCAUUGACACCUGCUUUUGCGGCGGAUUCGUCCCCGGAAUUGGCCGCGGAGGCUGUCAACGUCUGCGCCGCCUUCAUUUCUACGGGUAUCGUCACAGACGUCGACCGUAUGGGCCGUAUAUUGAAGACACUUGUUACCGCACUUGAGAAUUUCUCGACGGAGACGGAAAAUGCCGGGAUUGGUGAUCUCAAGGGUCUCAGCUCUAAUGCGCAGGUAAUGGUUAAGAUGGCGGUCUACUCGGCGUGGGCAGAGCUUCAAGUGGCCAGCUCGGAACAAAAGUAUCUACUCGACGUGUUGAAACCUCAUAUCGGCACGCUGACACCGCUAUGGUUGGCCUCGCUGCGGGAGUUCGCCCGGCUGAGGUUCGAACCAGAUAUCUCAAUGACGCUAGGCCCGCCGUCUAUGUCAGGUAGCCUCGAUACCAUCUACGCCGCCCUGAACCGCGAGACCCUUCUCAAAUUCUACCAGGAUUCCUGGCUAAAGCUUGUCGACGCUAUCGCAAGUCUCAUCGAGCAAGAUAGCGAAUUCGUCUUCGAUGCUUUAGACGGGAAAGAGGCUGAUGCGUCGGGUACUAAUGGGCAAUCAAAGAGUGCCGAUAUCAAUUACCGCGACGAACCUGUCGCCUUCUUCUUCGUCCUAUUCGGCAUCGCAUUCGAGGCGCUUGCGACUAAAUCGAACCAAGUCGAUUCCUUGGCCACCCAGGAACAAACUCUGGAGAUACUGCAAGCUCUUAAGAAGAUCUUGCAUCCGAGCGUUUCGGGACACGCCAUCUACCGGGAGGCGAUAUUUUCCGAAACGAUGGACUUGUUGGAUCGCCUGGUGCUGACGGAGGGCCUCGACGUUCAGGGGGUAAUAGUCGAGAUCGCGCGUGCACUUUGCGUUGCUCACCCUUCGGCCAGGAAACAGGAGCAGCAAGACGACGGGGAUUUGAGCGAAGACAUCGAGCAGUUAUUCGAGCUCACUAGGAUCAUCGUUCUAGUGCUAUCCGGCAUGUUGCCCAACUUGACCGAGACGAACCAGCCGGUGCGCCAUCAUCUAACGGAGGAGGCUGUCCUUCUUGUACGGACCGGGCUAAACGCCAUAGUGGAUGCGGCCGAAGUGUUCCCAGCCAUUAUCAAGACGGACCUGCAUGCUUGUAUAAUCCAUAUCUUCGCCACGAUAUUAGCGACACCUUCCUGCCAGGAGAUCGUGGUCCCGCAAGCUCUGCCCAUAUUCAAAAGGUUCAUGGCGACCAUGUCUAAUUCCCGCGCCUCUGGGGAGGCUAGGUCUGCCACCGAUAUGCAGGUCGAAGGCUGUCUGCGCCGGUACCUGUCUAUCUACUUGAACGCCCAGAAACGCGAGACGCCUACUUCUCUGCAAUGCGUCAAGAACUGUCUACUAGCGAUUACGAUCCUCUUCACCGGGGGGAGUAAUCGACUUGCUGCUAACGACCGGCUCGUGGCAAAGUUCCUCGACGAAGUGGUGGAUUGUUUAACAGACCGCAUGACGGCUAAGAUUGCGGCCAAUUGCAUCCGGUCCCUCUUGCUGCAACCGUCCCCUUCGCCUGCCGAUCAGUCCAUCGCCCGGUAUCUUCUCCCCCGACUGGUUGCUUUUGUAGUCGACACGGAGCCGGAGGACCCGGAGGAUUCGCGUAAGCUCGUGGCGCAAUCUCUGACGCAGUACGUCGUGACGCUCGGUAGCGGACACGCGCAGAUCGCCAUGUCCAUCGUGGUGCCCACCUUGCUCUCCCGCGCGGCUAGCGAGGGCGCGGAAGUGUACCACGAGACGAGUACGAGGUUGUUGGAGCUGGCGUCGGCGGAUCAGGCUGGAUUCAGGGGCGUGGUGGCGGCGAUGAACGAAGGGCAAAAGGCCUUUAUGGAAGAGGUUAUUCGGUCGGGUCGGCAGAGCGGCGGUCCGGCGAAGGGAUCGAAUACCCAAGGCCAGCCGAGUAUAGCGUUGAAGAUGGAUUUUGGAGGUUAAAAGUCACACAGCUGAGUUUCACGUUUAGACGGGGAGGGGGGAAAAAAAGUCACAUCUGGCUGGUGUGAUGUCUAGGUGGGCUUGUUUGUAACAGGUUUGGGUGCCAUAUAGCUAACUGCAUGUGUUGCAUAGAAGGUCAUGGUGAAAUAUUAUUCCCCCCUUUAUAGCAAGCGAAGGGAGCUAGUCGAAUCGAGAAAAAAUAGUAAUACAGUAUCAUGAUCUCAUUACAGAUAUG
This is a messenger RNA of Daldinia caldariorum, 6585 nucleotides long. RefSeq names its product ARM repeat-containing protein. Bases 174 to 6350 code for a protein of 2058 amino acids. Lineage: Eukaryota; Fungi; Ascomycota; Sordariomycetes; Xylariales; Hypoxylaceae. The transcript has 2 exons. Gene Ontology annotation, biological process: retrograde transport, endosome to Golgi; intracellular protein localization; endocytosis. The record is from RefSeq and is a predicted model, not a curated record. Gene Ontology annotation, cellular component: endocytic vesicle; Golgi apparatus; membrane.